Molecule: messenger RNA, 5352 nt
Organism: Daphnia carinata
Lineage: Eukaryota; Metazoa; Arthropoda; Branchiopoda; Diplostraca; Daphniidae
Exons: 1
Coding region: 1-5352 (1783 amino acids)
Biological process (GO): DNA integration
Molecular function (GO): nucleic acid binding
Source: RefSeq, a predicted model, not a curated record
AUGGCGUCCAUCAAUUCCCUCGUCAGCAGGCGAGCAGGCAAUCGUGGUGCUGUCACGAGAUUACUACCGAAAAUACAAGCUAUCAUCGACGAUCGACUCAUGGAAAAAGAACGCAAAAUUCACGAGCUGAAUAGAAAAUUGAUGGAUCUCCACAACAAAAUCAAAACUAUUGAAGCGUUGGACGAUGAAAUUCAAGGAGCCAUCGGUGAAGACGAGCUGGAGGCGGAAAUUGAUAACUCUUGUUCAGCCAACUCCAUUAUCAAGGAUGCCUUAGAUGCAGGUGAAUACGCACUCGAAGAGCUGCGAAAGGUAGCAAUCGACGAUCAGAUCGCCCUCAACGCGGUAACAGUUCCCUUGGCCCCCCACGCGCCAAUCGCUACAACAAUAGCUGUUCCUGAUUCAAGCAACCUGCCGAAAUUUAACUUGCCCGAGUUUGAUGGUUCAAUCUUACAAUGGUGUGCGUUCUGGGACGUAUUUGAAGUCGAAGUCCAUAACAAAACUAAAUACUCUGAUGCUACUAAGUUUAAUUUCCUAAACUCUCGCUUGACCGGUGAAGCCAAAGCUCUACUGAUGGGUCUCACACCUAACAACGCCAACUAUCCAAAGGCUGUAGAUCUGUUAAAAGAGCGUUUCGGACAACCGCACAAGAUCAUCAUGGCUCACAUGCGCGCUUUUUUAUCUCUACCGAAACCGGGAUUGGACAAGACAAGUUUGAGACGAUUCGUGGAUAAUCUAGAGGCAAACAUACGCGGACUUGAAGCACUAGGGAAAGGAAUGGAUUCGUAUGGUGAUUUGCUCGUUUGCAUCUUACUGGAUAAGUUAACCGCAGAUCUACGUCGCAACUUAGCAAGACAACACGGCGCGAUCGAAUGGACAUUGGAAGAACUAAGGAAUGCCAUGAAAAAAGAAAUUGAAAUUUUAGAAGACUCAACAGAUCAUUCCAUCAUUAAACAUUCAGAAUCGAACAAGCAAGCCGGUGUCAUGUUUACAAAAACAUCGCGAGUGGAAACCGAACGAAAACGAAUCAAGCAUUGCGCCUACUGUACAGGAAACCAUUUUCCCACAGACUGUAAUAAUGUAGUCACAACCGAGGAAAGAUACACUAUCGCUCGUGGUAAACAUCUAUGUUUUAACUGUCUACGAUCCCAUCAGUCAACAAACAACGAGUGUCCAUCCAAAUUUCGGUGCCGUAUAUGUCAAAAGGCUCAUCACACUAGUUUACAUUCAAACAGCCGACACGGUAAUUACACAAAUUCAUCUACGAGACCAAGGGUUGAAACAAACACUACCAUUUUAUCUUCAAAUCCCACAACCGUGGCCCUAACUGCAAACGGAUCUCGCAAUUCCUUUGCAUCACAAUCUUUCGUCUUGCUAGAAACAGCAGUUGUGCCCAUACAAGCCAAAGGUGUCACAUUAAAAGGCAAUGUUCUAAUCGACAAAGGAGCACAACGAUCGUUCAUCACUACGGAGCUCGCGAAGAAACUACAACUCAAAACGCUAUUUCGUGAAAAUCUAGUGUUAGUCGGUUUCGCUGCUGCUUCAUCUAAUGCAGAAAUCUACGAUGUCGUGCAAGUAUCAUUCAGAGACAUCAAUGGCUGUCCCAUUGACAUACAAGCUAUCGUCAUCAAUCACAUAGUCGAUCCACUGGAUGACCCUCAUAGGGCCUUAAUCGGAAACCUACCUCAUCUGCGAAAUUUGCAACUCGCACAUCCAGCAUCAAUGGAAUCUCAGUUCCGAAUCGACAUCCUCAUAGGAGCAGAUUAUUAUUGGGACAUCGUUAGCGACAAGAUAGUGCGUGGGCAAGGCCCCACAGCUGUAAGCUCGAAGCUCGGAUAUCUCUUAUCUGGUUGCGUAUCGAACCUACACGUAAACAACUCUGAUCAAACGGCAAUGCUAAACGUGUCCGUGGAAGAAAAAUUUGACAUUUCGAGACUUUGGGAUCUAGAAAUGCUGGGUAUUCAACCAGAAACAGAAGCCAUGGACAUCACCAGUGAGUAUCAGAACAACUGCAUCGAAUUCAAACAAAACAAAUAUCAAGCUCGUCUGCCAUGGAAGACAGAUCAUCCUACUCUCUCAUCCAAUCAAUUCGUAUGCGAACGCCGAACUCGUAGCAUGAUAAAGCGACUUGGGAAAACGCCUAGCAACUUACAAUUAUAUGAUUCCACUAUCCAACAACAACUGGCAAACGAAUUUAUUGAAAAGGUACCGCAUCACGAAAUCAACAUCAAGAGCGGAUGUCACUACGUACCACAUCAUGGAGUAAUCAAAGAAUCAACAACAACUCCUCUCAGAAUUGUUUACGAUUGCUCCUGCAAGACUUACAAGGGUGUCAGCUUAAAUGAUUGCUUGAACGUUGGACCUUCUCUACAAAACAACAUGUUAGAAAUCCUUCUACGUUUUCGAACACACAACAUCGGUCUCGUCGCUGAUAUCGAGAAAGCGUAUCAUCAGAUACUACUACACGAAGCAGAUCGAGAUUUUCUCAGAUUCUUUUGGAUCAAGGAUGGAAAGGACCCAAAUUCAGAGUUCGAAACCUAUCGUUUUCGAGUAAUACCAUUUGGAGCAAGUAGUUCGCCAUUCAUUUUGCUGUCGGUGAUCAAAAAGCACUUGGCAGAAUCCUCAUCUAAAAUCGCCAUUGACAUGGAUCAAAACAUUUACGUAGACAACUUAAUUUCCGGAUGCGAAACAGAAAAGGAAGCUCAUCAAUACUACAAUCAAGCAAACGCCAUUAUGAAACAAGCAGGCCUGAAACUACAAGAGUGGGCAACAAACAACAGAGCGGUACAAACAACAAUCAACCUCGACGAUGAAAGAGACAAGAAUUCCUUCAUCAAAAUCCUUGGGUUAAGAUGGUCUCGAUCAAAUGACACACUCAUGUUACCGAAGUUCUACUUGACCACUCCAAAUGCUACAACCGUAACGAAAAGAAUCGUUCUUCGUAAAAUUUCAACUGUUUACGACCCGAUGGGUUUCAUCUCACCAUUAACAAUCUCUGCACGGAUCCUGAUUCAAGAAAUUUGGAAAUUGAAACUACAGUGGGAUGAUCCGUUGUCGCCAGAGAUGCAGGAACAGUGGAAUGGAAUCACGCAAGCCAUCGAAAAAUCGAAUACCGAAGUUCCAAGAACCUACCUCACCACAGGACUCAUCACAGAAAUACACAUCUUCGUGGAUGCGAGUCAACAAGCAUAUGGAGCGAUUGCCUAUGUUUGCAAUAAGACACAACAAUCCUUUGCAUUCUCCAAAUCACGAGUUGCCCCCUUGAAAAAGGACCAAAGACUCCUUACCCUACCGCAAAUGGAACUUAUGGCAGCAACAAUUGGCACUCGCAUAGCAACCUCAAUUCUCAAUGCUUUCAAACCACUUGGUCUAACACCGAAAUGCGUAUUGUGGUCCGACAGCCAAAUAGUCUUAUAUUGGCUACAUCAAUCUAAAAGCAACAAGAAUCUCUUUGUUUCGAAUCGAGUCAGAGCAAUACGAGAAUUCAACCAAACAAGCACCGCAGAAUGGCGCUAUUGUCCGACACAUCAAAAUCCCGCCGACCUACUAACGCGAGGGAUAACAUUGAAACAAUUUUCCCAUAGCUUUUGGUACACCGGACCCCCAUGGCUCACUAAACCAGAAGAAUGGCCCAGCUGGAAAAUUGAAAAUCUAUCAGAAUCCAUCAGACACAUAGCCAGCACGGUGGUGAUCGACAACAAAGCUCAUUCUGACCAAAAAACCAGGAACGACAUUUCAAACAUCCUUCAUGCAAAACAAUAUCGUUGGCGAUCACUACUUCGAAUAACCGCAAUUAUAUGUCGUUUUGCGAACAACAUUCGACUCCACGAUGCGUCACGAAAAUCAUGGAUAAAAGGACACAUUACCGCUUUCGAACUAAAAUGCGCCGAAACACUAUGGAUCCGGUCAAUUCAAGAUCAUCACUUCCCGGGGGAGAAAGAAUAUCUACAAGAGCAAAAAGGAAAACGACCAGCACUAGUAUCACAACUAGACCUCAUUAUGGAUAAGAACAAAAUCAUCCGCUGCCAAGGGCGUUUGGGAAACGCAAAACUAAAUCUAGAUACAAUAAGUCCAAUCUUAUUACCGAAGAAAUGCAGAAUCACAAAAUUGAUCAUUGAAGCAUAUCAUAUCAACAUGCUACACGGGGGAACCAACCACACAGUAUCCGCUAUUCGUCAAAGAUAUUGGAUUCCCAGCAUUAAACAAAGCGUCAAGACCGUCAUCCGUGAUUGUGUCACCUGUCGCCGAGUGAAUGGAGCCGCGUACACACCUCCAAAUCACGCUCCUCUACCAGCGUGUCGAGUAUCCAACGAUUUUCCUUUCACUACAACCGGAGUGGACUUCACAGGUGCAUUCACCAUACGAGGCCAGAAGGAUAGCAAGAAACAAGAUAAAGAAGUAUACGUACUAUUGUUCACUUGCGCCAGCUCUCGUGCCAUUCAUCUGGAGGUGGUGGAUGACCUAGCUACUAAAACUUUUCUUGAAGCGUUCCGAUGUUUUACAUCACAUCACGCCAUUCCAUCAGUCAUCAUUUCAGACAACGCCAAAACGUUUGAAGCAGCUGCGAAAACCUUUCAAAAAUUAUUCCAAAGUGCCGAAAUUCAACGCCAUUUCUCGGAUCGUCAAAUCCAUUGGCGGUUUAUACCGAAAUGCGCGCCGUGGUAUGGUGGGUUUUGGGAAAGGCUCAUAGCCAUAACCAAAACAACACUGAAGAAAAUGUUGGGCCGCACAAAACCCACACUCAACGAAUUUCGUGCCCUCAUCGCUGAAGCCGAAGCCGUUCUGAACGACAGACCGUUGCAAGACUAUCCCACAACAAUUGAAGCAAAGGACAUUCUAACACCGUCACAUCUCAUGUAUGGAAGAAGAAUCACCACGCUUCCGUUCAAUGAAAACCUGGCAGAAGAAGAACUGGACCCGUCAUUCGAUGAAAAACCCUCCGAAUUAAAAAGAUCAAUCAUCCGACAUCAAAAACUACUGGGUCACUUCAAAAAACAAUUUCUAUCCAGUUAUAUCCCAGCUCUAAGAGAAUUUCACUCACAUACACGAAAAACCCAACCUACAAUAGUCAAGGAAAAGGACAUCGUGUUAAUUCACGACGACGGACCAAGGAAACAUUGGAAAAUGGCUGUAGUGGAGGAACUAAUCAAAAGCGCAGAUGGACAAGUUAGAGCAGUGGAUUUGAGAACAGCCCAUGGCAAAACCAAUCGUCCCAUCACAAGACUGCAUCCCCUUCGACUUUCCGAGCCAAAUCACGAACCAGCCAACGUCGCAGUAUCUACUCCAUCGUCCCGGCCACUUCGACGAGCUGCGGAAUUAGCACGAGACCGUAUCAAGAAGAUGUCCGAAGAAUAA